AUAACUUGUCCAAUAUGACACCGCGUGGCUUGACCGCGCAAAAACUUAACAACCCUAAAUUUUGUCAGUCAGUCACGCAAAAACGAGAAUUGUUGUCAGACUGAUUGGUUAAGAGUUACUCACUUCACCCUCCUGCAGUCGCUGGUAGAGCUCCCGAGAAAAUAAUCAGUCAGUUUACGGUAGCUGUUUUAGCUAACUUCAUUUCUUUCUUUUAACUUCCAACGCGAAAUUCUGGAAAUGUCGAAUUUGACGAAUAGUAACGAAUAUAUAUACGAUUUGCCAGCGGCUGGAAUGAAUGAAUUUACGCGAGUUAUGGAUUCGUUACCGCUCUCAGACUGGUUGAGAUUUGCUUCUCAAGUAAUAUCCAAUCAGACAGAACUACGCCUAGUGGAGCUAAGUAGCAGACGCACGGAAACACUAAUGGGCAAAUGGGGUUGUAGAAACGGUACCGUUGACGACCUCUUAGACGUUCUUCAAAGCCUGGAGCUUCUGAGGCCGCGAGAUAUUAUUCUUAAAUGGAGGCAUGCUCCGCAGCCUAGCUCUGUCACACCCCCCUCCAGAUUUCUACUGCAGCCCCCCUCCUGCACUCUUCUGCCCUCGUCACUGUUUACCUCAUCCAAAGGCAUCACUCAGACUCAUCCCAAGCCUGAGAACCAGUCACUGCCCAAGCCUGGACCUCCCCCCCCUCAUCUGGAGUCGGGACGUUUUUCUGCACAGCAAACGCACAGCACAGCAAAAGAAGAGGUAGCUGAUAACGACUGUUUGCAACAGUCCUGCAAGUGCCAUGUGGACCGCCCAUCUUUGUUCACUGGUGCCUUGAGCUGGCCCUUUGAAGAAGUGCAGCAAGGUACAGACAACUUCUCAGCAGUGCGGCAGAUCGGAGAGGGAGGUUUCGGCCACGUGUACCGUGCUUCCAUGAAGAACACAGAUUUUGCAGUCAAGAGGCUGAAAGAGGGUUCCCAAAUGGGUUGGAGUGUGGUGAGGGAAAGUUUUACAACUGAGGUGGAAAGACUCUCACAAUACAGACACCCCAACAUAGUGGACUUGGUUGGCUAUAGUGUGGGAGGAGGAACAUAUUGCCUCAUAUAUGUCUACAUGCCUAGUGGGUCUUUAGAGGACUGGCUGCGUUGUAAGAAUAGUACUGCCCUCUGCUGGAUGCAGCGUGUAAAUAUAUUAUUGGGUUCAGCGAAAGCUAUUCAGUACCUCCAUUCUUCCUCCCCUGCACUAAUACAUGGCGAUGUCAAAAGCUCCAAUAUCCUUCUAGGGGAACACCUGGAACCAAAGCUGGGGGAUUUUGGCAUGGCACGGCUGUGCCACAGCCCCAGCAGAACUCCAGGCAAAACGAGCACUGUGGCUCAGACUGCGACGGUGCGUGGAACUCUGGCGUACCUGCCAGAAGAGUACCUAAAGGAUGGCCAACUGGGUGUGGCAAUUGAUGUCUACAGCUUUGGAGUGGUGGUGUUGGAGGUGCUCACUGGGCGAAGGGCUUUAGAAACGGACAAGCAAUCAAAGACUGUCUACCUGAAAGACCUGGUGACAGAAGUGGAGGAUAAUGAGAGAGACUUCAGUAAAAGGAAGUAUUCUCAGGAGACAGGCUUUUCUCAGGCAGCGGAAAACAUCUGUACAAAACAUCUGGAUCCUAAACUGCUGAAAGACGGCUUGUCUGCCCCUCAUGGGUCCAGGGAAAUCUCUCAGCUGGCCUGCCGCUGCCUAGACCGACGAAGAAAGAAAAGACCUCUGAUGACCGAGAAUAUUCUGUUUUACCAGGUCUUUAAAACGGUUGAAGAUGUGUAUGCAGGCUUGAAGGACUUCUGCAGAUCUGGCAUAGUCAAAACAUCUCCUGCUCCUCCCCAUCUAUCUCCCCCAAACUCACUGCGCUCUGACAACUGCUCUCUGGACUCUCUCACUCAUCGCUUCUCUAAGCUCGGUCCCCAAGAGGACACUUACUGCUGCACCCACAAACAUAGCUCCCCCUGUCCCUCUUCGGCAGUGACUCAUUCACAAGACCCCAAGUCAGGAAGAAGUGAAGGAUCAUGGAAUGAGCUGCAUAACUCUGUUCAUGCACCCUGUGAAUCUGAUGAGAGUCAGGGCUUCUCGCAGUGUUGGGCGUCUCCAUGCGCAUCUCAGAGCAAUAAAUGUCCUGGUGGACACGGCGAUCUUAAUGUCUCACAGUCAAGUAGCUUCUCAAUAGUUACACCACCCCUAUCCAGUGUCAGUUCAGAUGAGAGAGUUGUUAUUAAUCCAGUCAGGCAGCGCUUUGUAGAGAAAAUGGCACUUUAUGAGGAAGGCAGAAUCCCAACUUCAGACCUUCUGUCAUCAGCCACUCCAUAUGAAGUGAGGAAUACUCAAACAAGGGAACCAGAAGAGAGCGAUGAGUUUGCUAGCUAGGCCACUGGAACUGACUCAUACUGAAGUUCAAGGCCAGCACUUACUCCCUCUCCUGCUGAGGUACAGCAAUAGAACCAACGCUUAAGAAGAAAUCAGACACAACAGACUUUAGGUGGUGGUCGCGACUUCCUAAAAUUAAAGUUCUCAACAGCAAAUGGUUACUUUGACUACUACUGUCUACUAUUGAACUACAGACAAUAAUAUACAUGACAAAAGCAAAUUGUGUGUUAUGUAACCACUGCAUUGCAGAAUGCUCAUUUAUGAACUAUGACAAGAAUGUGCAGUAUUGUUGUGAGAUUUAAUGUUGAAACUCUUAAAAAGGGACACUGGAUAAGGUGCAUGUACUAAGUUUAGCACCAGGGCUUAGAAUGUCUUAUUCAAUAAAGACUGAACACACACUGGUAAAAUCUGGCCAUCAGCCAGGUUCAACAUAUUAUGGGCAGUCCUUACACUUAAACAUCAUGUGUAAUGUACUUUUAAAUAUGUGUAUUUGGCUGAUUGAUUUAAUGUG
This is a messenger RNA of Electrophorus electricus (electric eel), 2899 nucleotides long. Lineage: Eukaryota; Metazoa; Chordata; Actinopteri; Gymnotiformes; Gymnotidae. The record is from RefSeq and is a predicted model, not a curated record.